AUGGGGAAAGAGUAUCACGAGCUUCGAGCGGAGUUGGUAGAAGCUUAUGAACUACCGAUGAAAACCAAAACUCUCAGAGAAGACCUGUCAGUUUUGGAUUCUCAUCUGCAAAAGGAACAGAGUUAUUUGAAAGCAAAGGAAAACGAUGUGGAGGAGGUGAAGAAGCAGAUCCAACUGUUGAAGGCGAAACAAGAAGAAUUAAAGAAGGAGACAGAGCGAAACCAACAAAUUAUCGCCAGUCAACCGGUGUCAAGUGAGGAAAUGAAACGUUUGUCGCUGCAGAACCAGGAAAAUCGCUAUUAUUUGGCAAGUCUCAAAGCAGAGGAAGCGGCGAAAGCAAGUAAAGUGGAUGAAAUUGACAUGUAUUGCAAUGAAAUGGACGACAAUGUACGACUAUUGUUUUUUUUAUGAAA
Soboliphyme baturini is the source of this 413-nucleotide messenger RNA. NCBI's taxonomy places the organism in Eukaryota, Metazoa, Nematoda, Enoplea, Dioctophymatida, Soboliphymatidae. The record is from the annotation of a GenBank genome assembly.